AAGCUGUUUUUUUCUCACAUAUAAAUCUGCACCGUUCACCCCUCUCUCUCUCUCUCUCGAAUUCCCUACUGGUAAGCAACCACUCCUUCGUGUUGAUUGAACGGCUGAAGGAACGAUGGCGGCCUUGCAGUAUUUGGAAACCCUGCGGAAUGCGCACCCGGAGCUUUCCGAGUGGUACAACACGCUUUCAGAUCUGUACCAGAGAAAGCUCUGGCACCAGCUCACACUCAAGCUCGAACAAUUCGUCGCCCUUGCUGUAUUUCAGGCUGGGGAUGCCUUAAUCCAGCUAUACCACAAUUUCAUAACUGAUUUUGAGACAAAGAUUAAUCUCCUCAAGCUUGCACAUUUUGCUGUCAUAGUUUCUCGGCAGUAUUCGGAGAAAGAGGCGGCCAUAAAUUAUCUUGAAGGAGUGAUUGAAAAGCUUCGUAAUACCAGAGAAACCCGCAUAGAGGAGCCGAUACUUUAUAUAAAAAUGCAGAGUGGUUUGUUUAAGCUUGAGCAGGGUGAUCAAAAGCAGAAAACUGACAUUGAUCCAUCUGUGUAUGCCAGCUACUAUUGGGUUUCAUCUCAAUAUCAUAAGUCCCGUCAAGAAUUUGCGGAGUUCUACAGGAGCGCUCUCCUUUAUCUAGCUUACACUUCAGUGGAAUCUUUAUCAGAAUCUUUUAAGCUGGACUUGGCAUUUGAUUUAUCUCUGUCAGCGUUGUUGGGGGAGAACAUCUACAACUUUGGUGAACUUCUUGCUCAUCCAAUUAUAAAAAGUCUUCUGGGGACUAAAGUUGAGUGGCUGUACUAUAUUCUUGAAGCUUUCAAUUCUGGUGAUUUAGUGCGUUAUCAAGAACUAUGCCGUGUACAUGGAGCUGCUUUGAGUACGCAACCAGCAUUAGUCCAGAAUGAGAAAAAGCUUCUGGAGAAGAUCAACAUUCUCUGUUUGAUGGAGAUUAUAUUCAGCCGACCAUCAGAAGACAGAACUAUUCCUUUGAGUAUCAUUGCUGAACGAACUAAGCUUACUGUAGAAGAUGUGGAGUAUCUUCUAAUGAAGAGCCUUUCAGUUCAUCUGAUAGAGGGAAUAAUUGAUCAAGUCGAGGGGACUGUUUAUGUGUCCUGGGUGCAACCUAGAGUUUUGGGGAUCCCUCAGAUCAAGUCCUUACGUGACCGACUGGACAAUUGGGUGGAUAAAGUACACACUGCUUUGUUAUCCGUUGAGGCUGAGACACCUGAUUUAGUUGCAGCAUAAUUUUAGUGCUUAUGCCUUUUGUUUCUUCUGACAAUGUCUAAGAGGCCAAAUUCUGUUGGCGAAGGAGACCAAAGUCUCUCAGUUCCUUGGGUCCCCGUGUAUGGUUUUCUUGCAAUGCCUGUAACCUUUUCCGUUUCCUGUCAGCAGCAACAGUUUGCUUUACAUGUCACUGGCUACAUAGUUUGAUGCCAUUAAUGAUAUACUCGGAAUACCCAUUUACUUUUUGAAAUUAUUCUAUUUGAAAGCAUUUGGAGCUUCUGUGUUAA
Messenger RNA from Sesamum indicum (sesame), 1500 nucleotides. Its product is annotated as 26S proteasome non-ATPase regulatory subunit 13 homolog A. Gene Ontology annotation, cellular component: cytosol; nucleus; proteasome regulatory particle, lid subcomplex. Gene Ontology annotation, biological process: ubiquitin-dependent protein catabolic process. Gene Ontology annotation, molecular function: structural molecule activity. Lineage: Eukaryota; Viridiplantae; Streptophyta; Magnoliopsida; Lamiales; Pedaliaceae. The record is from RefSeq and is a predicted model, not a curated record.